AUGUUCUUGUUCUGGUUGAGGAAAGCAAGAAUGCGGCCUGCGAAGGAGGAUGCACCAUGCAGGGCGAAACAAGCAAUUGAUUUGGUUUCAGCUAUCAAAGAGUUACAUACACUAAGUUCUCAAGAGCUUAGCAAGUUAAUUAGGGAUGCAGACAAUGAUACUAUUCAAUGGACUACCAGCACUGGAUCAUCAAAUCAGAUCGAUGUGGAAGCCCUAGCAAGAAAUUUUGUGAUUCACCUAAUUGCAAAACUUUUGUCUUCUAAGAGAGAUGAAGAACUCUUCAGAUACUUGUUAGGUGGUAUUCGACUGUUACAUUCCCUGUGUGAUCUUGCACCCCGCAACAACAAACUUGAACAGAUUUUGCUUGAUGAUCUGAAAAUAUCUGAACAGAUGCUUGAUUUGAUCUUUUACCUAAUCACUGUUCUUGCUAGCUUUAAAAAGGAAAGUCAACUUGCUCUGGUGCAUUCAGCACUGUUGGCCUGCAGUCUGUAUCUGUUAACAGCCUUUAUUUCUUCACAAUGGAAUGAACUUGCACUAGUCCUUCUUGCACACCCUAAGGUUGAUAUAUUUUUGCCUGUAGCUUUUGCUGCUGUCCACGUAGACAUUCAGUUUCUUCAAGUGAGGUUGUCUCAGUUUACUGAUACUGGCAUGCGGUCAAAUCUUGCUGAAGUCAACCGUCUGUGUCAGCAUUGUGAAGCUUCACUUCAAUUUCUUCAGUCACUUUGCCAACAAAGAUUCUUUCGUGAGCGCCUCGUUAAAAAUAAGGAACUAUGUGGAGAAGGUGGCAUACUUUUAUUGGCUCAUGACAUCAUGAAAUUACCAUUCUGUGAAGAAUCGUAUCUUAUGGCUGUUGUUUCCAGGCUAAAGUCAAAAGUCUUGUCUAUUCUACUGCAUCUUUGUGAAGUAGAAAGCGUCUCUUUCUUGGAUGUGGCUGCCAGCACUACUGCGGGUUUGACUUUAGCAAAGUCAACUAUAUUCCAGGUUCUUGAAUUGUUGAAGACAAUGUUUCGUGGAGAUCUGAAUGGGCUUGCUGCUUUCUCUGACAAAACCUAUCCACGUGGACUUCUGCAACUUAAUGCAAUGCGAUUAACAGACAUUCUCUCUGAUGAUUCUAACUUUAGAUCUUACAUCACCAUGAACUUUACUGAAGUUCUGACAACAAUAUUUUUGCUACCACAUGCGGAGUUCCUGUCUAGUUGGUGUUCCUCUGAGUCUCGGCUUUCUGAAGAAGAUGCAACUCUGGAUUAUGAUUCGUUGGCAGCAGCCGGAUGGGUUUUGGGUGUGCUGACAUCAUCAGAUGUUCCGGAAUCUACUUUUAAUGCGUGUCGUGUUUCUCGGACUUCUUAUGCGUUUCAGAGAACAUCUUUACUUGUUAAAGUUGUAGCAAAUCUCACUUGUUUUAUUCCGGAUUUAUGUAAAGAGGAGAAGGAUCUCUUCCUGAAUACAUUCCUGCAGUGCUUGCAGAAGGAAAUUCCUAAUUUACCGUAUGGAGUUUCAAAUGAUGCUGGAGCUGAAAAGGCUGCUGUUAUUAGCCAAAACCUGCGUUCCCUAUUGGUUCAUGCAGAAUCAUUAAUUCCUGGAUUCCUUAAUCAGGAUGAUGUACAGCUGUUUAGGGUAUUCAUUUCUCAGCUGGAUCCACUAAUUACUCCAGAAUCCAAUAUCGACAAAACCGAAGAGGGUAACGCUGGGAAUCAAGGAUCUCCAAAUCCACAUGGAAACGAGAACAAGGGCGUUUCGGACAAUUCAGUUGUGGAAGAACUGAACCAGGUUUUUCAUGAAAGCGAAGGAGAUGGUCAGAACAUUGAAACAAAUGGAUUGGAUUCAAAUGGCAUGGCAAGUGAGGAAAAACAGCUGAGAAAAAGGAAACGCAACAUAAUGAAUCACAUGCAAGUAACCAUGAUUGAACAAGCUUUACAGAAUGAGCCUGACAUGCAGAGGAAAGCUGCCUCAAUUCAAAUAUGGGCUGAUAAACUUAGUCUUCAUGGUUCUGAGAUUUCUGCCUCGCAGCUCAAGAAUUGGUUGAAUAACCGGAAGGCGAAGCUAGCGCGUGCAGCUGCUAAGGAUGCGCGUGUGGCUUCAGGCGGGGAGAAGCAAGGUGGGGGGUCAGGAACGGACCCGGUUUCCGACACGCCGGAGAGUCCUGAUGAGUUCUUUGACCAGGCUCCAUCUGGUUCUGGUGGUCAAGGUCAAGGAAGUCAACACAACAGAAACUUGGAAGCCCAAUAUGUUAUGCAUACAGAUGGAGAAAGUGGUGUUGGUGUUGGUGUUGGUGUGCAUCAAGCGAGUGGGACCGGGAACUGGGGGGGAAACAACCUUGAUCAUGAUGAACAGCAGCAAAACCCUAGAUGAGUGGAGUUGAGGUAUAUAAGAUACAAGUUUGGUUUCUGCAUAUAUGAUAAUGAUAUAUACACCCCUGGUUUUGGUUGGUGUUGUUUAAAAAACUUUGGGAUCCCUGGUGGGAGUAGGUAGACUGUAGACGAUAUAUGUGCCUUUACAGCUAAUGACUACAUCGGUUUAUCCGUUUUACAAGUUUCUUUUUCUUUUUGUGCAUGUUUUCCUUUUUCACUUGAUGCAUUAAGAACCGUUUAAUACACAAGAUUAGAGAAAUGAGGCUUUCCGCAUUAAGAAAGACCACUUUUUUCAUUAAUCACAAAAAUUGACCGAUCAAUUUUUUAAGCUAGCUUUAUUUUUUUUAGCUUAUUGUAAUAUAGUGUUUGGGGAGACCACUAAAAUAGCUUGCUAGUUUUUUAAAAACCAUUUGAGAUGAUUAUUCAUACGCUUCUAAGGCUUUUCCACAAAUUUUCUGUAUGCUCAAAUUUUAUUAAAAUUUUCUUUUUUAAAAUUUAAAGCUAUCUUUACAAUUUAAAAAAAAAAAAAAACAUUUUUUACAGCUUUUUUUUUUUUUUUUUUUUAUUUUUUUUUAUUUUUUU
Molecule: messenger RNA, 2930 nt
Organism: Lactuca saligna
Lineage: Eukaryota; Viridiplantae; Streptophyta; Magnoliopsida; Asterales; Asteraceae
Source: the annotation of a GenBank genome assembly